Ziziphus jujuba (common jujube) is the source of this 1274-nucleotide messenger RNA. RefSeq names its product 24-methylenesterol C-methyltransferase 2. Gene Ontology annotation, molecular function: S-adenosylmethionine-dependent methyltransferase activity. The coding region runs from base 59 to 1150 and encodes 363 amino acids. The transcript has a single exon. The record is from RefSeq and is a predicted model, not a curated record. Gene Ontology annotation, biological process: steroid biosynthetic process. Lineage: Eukaryota; Viridiplantae; Streptophyta; Magnoliopsida; Rosales; Rhamnaceae.
CAGAACUCUCACACUGUCAGUCUCUUCUCAUCAUCAUCAUCAUCAUCAUCGUCCUCCAAUGGAUACUUACACUCUGUUUUUCACAGCUUCACUCAUCGGAAUCGGACUCUACUGGUUCCUAUUCGUCCUCGGCUCCGCCGAACAGAAAGGGAAGCACGUCGUGCAUCUCUCGAGCGGCUCCAUCUCCGCUGAGAAAGUCCUCGACAAUUACAACCAGUACUCCUCCUUCUUCCGCCGUCCCAAGGAGAUCCUCGAAACCGCCGAAGACAAAGUCCCCGCCUUCGUCGACACCUUCUACAACUUAGUCACCGACAUUUACGAAUGGGGCUGGGGCCAAUCCUUCCACUUCUCCCCCUCUAUCCCCGGCAAAUCGCACCGCGAAGCUACCCGCCUCCACGAAGAGAUGGUCGUUCAUCUUCUGGGCUCCAAACCUGGGGAUCGAGUCCUCGAUGCCGGUUGCGGUGUCGGUGGGCCAAUGCGGGCCAUCGCGGCCCACUCCGGCUCGAAUGUGGUCGGUAUCACUAUCAACGAGUAUCAAGUAAAAAGGGCUCGAAUCCAUAACAAGAAAGCCGGUCUCGAUGGCCUCUGCCAGGUCAUCACAGGGAACUUUCUGAGCAUGCCGUUCGACAACGACAGCUUCGACGCGGCGUAUUCGAUCGAGGCCACUUGCCACGCUCCUAAGCUGGAGGAGGUGUAUGCGGAAAUCUUUAGGGUUUUGAAGCCUGGAGGUAUGUACGUGUCGUACGAAUGGGUUACGACGGAGUUGUAUGACAAUGGAGAUGAGGAUCAAGUGGAGAUCGUACAGGGAAUAGAGAGAGGAGAUGCAUUGCCUGGCCUCAGAAGCUACCGAGACAUCGCGGAGAUCGCGAGGAAAGUUGGGUUCGAGGUGGUGAAGGAGAAGGACUUGGCAAAGCCUCCGGCGAAGCCCUGGUGGUCGAGGUUGAAGAUGGGGAAGGUGGCAUACUGGAGGAACCACAUUUUGGUAACUGUAUUGUCUUGGAUUGGAAUUGCACCGCAAGGAACAGUGGAUGUGCAUGAAAUGCUAUGCAAGACUGCUGUAUAUCUGACUAAAGGUGGAGAGACUGGGAUUUUCACUCCUAUGUAUAUGAUUCUUUGCAGAAAACCUGAGUCGUCUGUCAACUCUUCUUAGAUGGUGCUCGUGAUUCUUUUAACUAUUAUUACUUUUGCUUAGUUUCAUUUAUGGGUUUUUGAUUCUCUUUCUGGUACAAUAUUUUUGGUUUUUAAUUAUUAUCUUAAAUUUUAGAUUUUUAUUA